UUUGUUUUUUGAUUUCCAUUACAAAGCGGUUGUACGUCUUUGAUUGACAACUUGAUCGACACCUUCGCAACCAACAGCAUUGAAAAGGUUUAUGAAUUAGUUAAGCGACAGAGUUGUAUGGUCGGGUUAUUUUGCUCAGAGAGUUAACAGGGCAGCCUAUCGGUCGUCAUGAAACAUGGCCACAAGUUCUAAAACGAUCCGUGACUGCACCAGAACACCAAAAUGUUCUAUUCUACUUAGCAAUGUACUUGGGAUUUCACUUACUCCGUCUUCUCUAGAUGUUACUGACCAGAACGGUACCACAAAUGACCCAAAUAAACCACAACAAUAUGCAGGGAAGGCUCUGUUCGAUUCCUUCAUAGAAGAGAACAAAUCUACCUUACACACCAGACUCAACGAAAGCCUGUCAGAAAUUCGCUUCGCAGGAUGGAUUCAGCCAUUUACUCUUCUCGCUAAAGGUCCGCUUGAAGACUUGGAGGUUAUAAAAGAAGCAUGGCGGAGACGAUUCCUACGGAGCCCGAAAGAGUUCAAUAUACGCGAGCUCGGAAUGAUCAAGUCUGUCGACACGGAGAUCGUCCAACAGGCACCAUUUUUACCUCUGACAAAAGCUGUUUACGAAGCAAUAGCAGCAUUGAACAAAAACAACCUCCCAAGUAGCCAACAACAUGUGUUUGAGUACCUCGCACAUACGUACCAGUACGUGCACGUGCCUAAACCGAACGUCAUACGAGAUUCCCUCGGAAUACUGUUCAAGGAAGGCAAAGUCUAUUCGUCGGGAAAUGAUUACUUUGUGCUGGUAGACAGCCAAAGUGACAUCUCUGAAGACAACAAGAAGGAAAAGAAAACGACAUCUGUGAAAGAAAAGACACCGCAUGAAAAACAUGUCCCGUGUGUUGUUUGCGAAUCUACCAAUCAUAAACUGAAUUCUACGCAUGCGCAAAAAGUACAAACUUCCAAAGGGAAAGAGCAUGCGCCUUUGUGUGAGAAGCAUAAAAGAGGAGAGAAAAAGACCAAUAAUAAGGGGAGUUCUUCAAAGGAGAGUAACUCGCUAAUUAGCAAGGAAUAUAAAGACUUGAAAUCCGAUAAGAAAGAAAAGAGAACUAAUACUUCUUCUAGAAGUGAAAAUCAUUCAAAAAAGAUGAAUGACAAGACUCCAAAAAAGAGUGUUUGGGGACAAAUAGCUUGCUUUAUUAGAGGCAAACAUGGUGGAGCAGCCUCAGAAACAGGUCCACAUCAAAAACCUGAUAGUAUGAAUGAUAAAAAUGUCGAGUCUGCGGUGCCAGGGAGCGAUGCCAUACCUAUAGACCAACCAGGAUCUAGUGUUGAUAAAAUAUUAGAAUCAAAAGUCGAGCCAGAUGAGAAAAGGAAAGCAUUAGAUUCAGCAAAUGAAAGCCAGGGCGAAAACCCUGCACAAAUCCAAAGGAGUAAUUCUUUUGCUGCCCGCAACAAAAAACGUCCCAAUCUGGUCCGAAGUAAUACGUUUACUGCAGGCAGUAGCAACAAGGCGCCAAGACCAGUUGAUUAUGAUAUUAUUACAUCGAGAAUAGAUGAACAGAGUACAGGAAUUUCAACACCCAACCAGCACCUUACACGACCUUUGUCGAGGGAAUACGCUAAGAAAUCUUCACUAUCUGAGAAAGCCAUAUAUUUCAAUACUAGUGAUUUUGUCAGGCAAAGCACACCUGUCAAAGAUGCUGAAAAAAUCACUUCUAAAAACAACGUUUUGCCACAAAAGCCCGAUUCGUUUAGAGAAAGAAAUAGCACAAAUAAAAUUAGAGAAGCAGAAAGAUUUCCCCCUACGAACCAAGCUAAACUUGACUAUCCAAGAGACAGAAACAACGCAUGCGCAGUAGGCAUCGUAAGGCCGUGGAGCUCGCAUGCGCAGACUACACGUCUAGACAGUAGACCAGUAUCGAGAACUAACUCCAUGAAAGAAACACGUCAAUUUUCGCUGUCUGCGUCUUGUACUCCAACUGGUGACGCUAAUAAACCCGCAUUACGUGAGAACAGAGAUAUCAAGCGGAGCCUUUCGUUGAGGGAGAAUAGAAAAUCUGACUGCACCCCACAGGCGUUACAACGAUAUGCUGGUAGCGAGAAUCGCGACUUUUACAUCGGUGAAUCACCACUCAAGCAACUUCUGACUAAGAAUACGGGGAAUACACUUCCUGUGUCACCUAGCCAUCCAAACUACAUCCCAGCAAUACAAGACCGAUCUAGAAACUCCACACCUAACAGAAAUUCAUUCCCGUCGGCAAAUAGUUCAUUGAAGAGGAAUUCCUGGCACGAGGCGUCGCUCAAUGAAUGUGAUGAAAAUUAUAGUCACGCGUCUUCUCAGAGGACGGGAUUUUCAUACCAAGACGAGAAGCCGACAAAACGACAUGAUGUGUUUUCCUUUGAUUACAUGAACAGGAAUCAUUUCAGCAAAGGCAUGAUUCCCUGCGAUUGCAGUGACGCUGGUUAUAGUGAGAAUUACGAACGAAGAUCGGCAUCCAGCGAUCCGUACUACAAUACCCCUUCCAGUGUUCACAAAGACGAACGUUCAUCGAUUUACUCUAACAGUGACUAUGGGAUUUUAUUGGAUGAGGUAUCAUCUUCGGGUUCUUCCGAGAUUCAAUCGAUUAUGAAUCAGGAAAAAAAGCUAGAUAACAAAACAAUGACUCCUUAUACUGUCGCGAAAGGAGAAGUUGUGCUGGAUUCUAGUCUUACAUUUAUUGGAAUUAUUUAAAACGUUCAUACACUCUUAUUACUAUAAUCUUGAAAGAAUUUAUUUUUUUGGGUAUAGAGCUUAAAAGCGAGUAAAAUUUAAAAUGUCAAAUCAACCAAUUUCGAUUAUAUUUAUCAGGUCAACUUAACAAAAGUGUUCGUAAUCUAUAUGUGGCUCAACAUAUAACUGUUAUGCUUCCCUAGAAUAAAGCUUGAAUUGCCGUCUGACACAACCGCAAUCCAAAAAAACAAGAAGUGCACAAUCUAUUUGUUUAAGUCACUAAAAUGUAUUAAAGGUUUCUUCACGGUGGUUAAUUUUUAAACAAUCUUAUUACCUAGCCUGCGUACAGACGUUGCCCUACCCCUCCCUCUGCGGGAGAAAACGGUGAAGGGAACUCGUUCCUUGAGCUCCAGCUUUUUAUAUUUUCUAAAGAGCAAUUGCUUUUUUUAUUUAUGUAUUCACUUAUUAUAGAAGCAAGACAUAUAUUUAUUCAGCAAUAAAAGAAACUAUUUCCCAAUCCAUGACCAAAAUGUUCGUGAGCGUCUAAUUCGCUGAGCUUAGUAUUUUGUGCUGUUAGAUUAAAAAAAUGAAAGUUCCGUUCAGCCGUUAAAUGAUUCCCAGACUCAGCUGCAAGCUCAUUUUGUGCCUUUAAUUAUGUUUCUACGUUAUUAUCAAUUAUUAUCAUUAUCAAUAUAGUAACGUUUUCACAUUUUAAGGAUAUUUAUGGCAAUAAAGAAGUUUCUAUUUUCA
Messenger RNA from Actinia tenebrosa (Australian red waratah sea anemone), 3454 nucleotides. RefSeq lists its product as uncharacterized. Gene Ontology annotation, cellular component: cytoplasm; nucleus. Gene Ontology annotation, biological process: regulation of transcription by RNA polymerase II. Gene Ontology annotation, molecular function: RNA polymerase II transcription regulatory region sequence-specific DNA binding. NCBI's taxonomy places the organism in Eukaryota, Metazoa, Cnidaria, Anthozoa, Actiniaria, Actiniidae. The record is from RefSeq and is a predicted model, not a curated record.